This is a messenger RNA of Tetrahymena thermophila SB210, 3609 nucleotides long. RefSeq names its product ATPase, histidine kinase-, DNA gyrase B. Gene Ontology annotation, biological process: phosphorelay signal transduction system. Gene Ontology annotation, molecular function: phosphorelay sensor kinase activity. The transcript is spliced from 8 exons. Lineage: Eukaryota; Ciliophora; Oligohymenophorea; Hymenostomatida; Tetrahymenidae. The record is from RefSeq and is a predicted model, not a curated record.
AUGAAAGAUAUAGCUUAGAAAAGAAAAACGUAAGAAGUUUAAAAAGUGUUUGUUCCUAAUUAUACUUCUGAAAGAGAAAUCUAAAAAAAAAGGGAAGAAUAAAGAAAAUAAUCACAAAGCACUAAAAAUUUAAGUUUCUCUUCUAUUAAGCCUAAAAAUAAAAAUAUUUUUGAAAAAAGUUAAGUAGAAUAUAUUUUAAACAGCUAAUCAAUAAUUAAAAAUAAACAAGUAGGUGAAUUAAUAUAAAAUGCUUCAUAAGAAGUUGAAAACAAAUAAUAAGCAAGUUUCAUAACACUUAAAAUUGAAUCUCUUUAAGAUCAGCUCAAAGAAAAGAGUGCCUUAAAUAAUUUGUAAAGCUUAUCAAAAAAUUCAUCAAAAAACUUCUAAGAUGCAUCUGUUUCAUAGAUAAUACAUAUAUUAGAUCAAGGGAAGUUACACUAGUAGUAUAAAGUAUAAACAAAUAGUGAUAAUUCAUAGAUUCCAACCCAAUUUUAAAAACAUAAUGAAGACACUAAAAAAUACAUAAAUUAGAUUAGUGAAUAAAAAACAGAUAAUUCAAAUGAAGAAGGUUAGUUAUCAUAACAAAAUGACAAUAAUAAGCCUUUUGUUGAUGAAAGUAAGAUUGAAGAAGAAGAAGAUAACAAAGAUAAGUAAGAAAGUGCUCUAAAGAGUCUUUAUUCAUUUUAAUAUUCUGGUAUAGAUAUUUAAUGCUUAGAGAAGAUACUAAAAUAACGAACUAAAAUUUCAGAAAAAACUAUACUAUCUUAAAAUGGAAAUUAAUUUGAAAAACUAGAUGCUAAAAAUACUGAAAAUAAUAAAACAAGUGAACCUCUCUAAUAUUACAAAAGGGAAAUUUAGAAAGAAAAUUAAAAUAAAGUUCCAUUUACAUUUAAAAUCAGACCAAAAAACUAGGUUAAUAAAACAAUUUAAAAAUAAAAAAUAAAUUUUUCAGCCUUGAUUGAUAAAAUAUUUGAAAAAUCGUCAGCUAGUAAGAUUGAAGGAUAAAUAAAAAAAGAAAAUUAAGAAGAAAAAAUAAGUAAAGAAGAAUCAGCUAUAAAUAAUAACAAUUUAACUGACCAAACCUUAAACUAUAUUUAAUAAAACGAAAAUAUGACUUAGAUUUAGGUUAAAUAUUAAAAUAAAGAUUUAGUUAUUAAGCUUCUUUCUAUUGAUGUUUUUCUUUCAGAUUCUAAUAAAUAAGAUACACUAGUUUUUAUUGUUGUAUAAGAUGUUUGGUAGGAUCUUUAUUUAAAAAAGGUAGAAGAUAUCCAAAAAGAUAAAUUUAAACUAUUCGCAACUCUUUCGCAUGAAUUGAGAACUCCUUUGAAUUGCUCUAUUUCUAUGCUUGAAGUGCUUAAGGAUGAAUUAAGUUAAAAAGAAAAUAACAAAUUUUGUAUAGAAGAAUACAUAAAUCCAGCAUUAUUUUCAAACAAACUACUUUUAAAUCAAAUUAAUGACAUUUUAGAUUAUGUUUAAAUGGAUUGUGGAAAAUUCAAAUACUCAUUCUUUGAUUUUAAUAUUGUAAAUCUUUUGAGAGAUUGUGGUAAAUUAGUUAGCAUGUAAGCUAAAAUGAAAAAUAUAUAGCUUUUACUAGCUUUCGAUUCAAAAAUAAAUCAAGAAAUAUGCUCUGAUCCAAAUAGAAUACGUCAAAUCAUACUUAAUUUUUUAUCUAACUCCUUAAAAUUUACUAAAUCAGGAGGUCAUAUUGAGUUAGGAUAUCAGCAAAUCAGUAAGGAUAUUUAUAAAAUUUAUGUGAAGGAUAGUGGUAUAGGAAUUACUUUAGAAAAUCAAUAAAAAAUAUUCGGAUUUUGCAAUAAAAUAAAGUAUCAAAGUAAAGAAGAGGAAUAAUUAAAUUAUUAAGGUUGUGGAUUAGGUUUAACUAUUUCUAAUUAAUUGGCUGAAGGAUUAAUAACAUCAGAUAAUUUUAAAGGAGGAAUAUCUGUAGAAUCAGAAUACGGAGUAGGCUCAAUUUUUAGUAUAUUAGUAGAAGAUUUGAAUCAUUUUUAUUAAAAUACAUAAUAAUCUAAACUAAAUUCUUUGAAAUAAAUUAACUAAAGAAAGAGUAUAAAAUCUUCUUAAAAUAGAAUUGAUUACCAAAGAAAUUCAAUAAAAAAUGUUUAAUAUCUAAAGCUUAAUAGUAAUAUUAGCUAAAUUAAUGAGUAAAAUGCAGAAUAGUCAGUAGUCACUACAAAAGGAAAUGAUGAAUUAGAAAAUAGCUAGAUUGAAGAAUUAAAUAAAUCAUUGCAUCCUUUCAUUUAAGGAAAUGAUUUAUUUGCAUUUGACAAAAGCUAAAAAUGUUUGGAUAAAUACGAAAUGAACAAUCUUAAAAAUUUAGAGAUAAAUUCAGAUAAUUUAAAAUCUAUAUUUUAAGAAAAUAUUUAAAUUGCUAGUUCCUCCUAGAUCAUAGAUGAUGCAACAAAUUAAGAUUAUAGACUUACAAUAAAUAGGCCAUUUUAUAUUCAAUAAAAUAGAAAGUUUCAAGAAGAGGAAAUGUAUGAUUUUAAAAAUAAUUAACUUCAAAAUUGUAUUGCAUUAAAGCUAUAACCAUGCAGUGUUCCAUUUAAAAGUUAAAAUUCAAAAUAUACACAAAAGAUUUUUGAACAAUCUAACAAUAAUAAGCUUGAAUAAACUAUUUUAAAAAAUAACUCAUAUAAAUAAAUUACAAACUAAAAUAGUAAUUAAGAUCUUUAAAAUCAGAUUAAUAAAAAAUCUAGUAGUUUGAUAUAGGAUAACAUAUAGUAAUUGUAUGAAAAUACAUAAAUCACUAUUGAAAAUAUGGUAGACAGUGAAAUAAAAAAAAUGGGAUCAGAAACUAGUUAUUUAAAUAAAAAAACAAGUACAUAAGGAAGUUUGUAAAAUUGGACUUAAAGAAAAUCUAUUUCGAUUUUUAAAUAGAAAUAGGAAUCAAGAGAAGAAAAUAUUUGUAAUGAAUAAGAAGGAUUUAAUUCUUAUGCGGUUAAUAAAUAAAUAGAAGGAUCGCGUUUAUCAACUUCAAAAAUUACAAGCUCUUCAUUAAUUAAUGAAAAGUAAAGUAAAAUGAUUUGCUUUUUUAAAUCAAAUUUAACUUCAAACAAAAGUACUACUGAAGUCGAUAAUAUGAUUGAUAUUAAUAAAAAUGAUAUUUUAAUUCCAACUUCUUAGCAAUUUUUGGAAGAAGUUUUAGAAUUUAACAUAAACAAAAAAAAGAAAUGCUAAUGCCCUUAAAUUAUGAUUGUAGAUGAUAAUCAAUUUAACUUAUAUGCUCUACAAAAAAUUAUAUAAUAAUUUUAAUUUAAUCUGACUACUUUAUCUGAUGGUGAUUAGGCUAUAGAAGCUAUUAAGAAUUAAUACUAUGAAAAUUGUUGUCCUUCUCCUAAUAUGAUUUUGAUGGAUAUUGAAAUGCCGAUUAAAAAUGGUUAUGAAACAGUUAAAGAAAUAAUUUAAUUUUAUAAAACUGAACAAUAUAAAAGUAUUCCAGUUAUUGUUGCAUGCACUGCGUAUGUAGGAUAAGAAGAUUAUGAAAAAUCAAUUGAAUCUGGAAUGGAUGAUUUUAUAAAUAAACCUAUUUUAAAGAUGGCUUUCAAAAAUUUGAUUUAAAACUAUAGAUAUUAAUUUUUUAAUAGAUAUUGA